GACCGAUUAUUGGAGGAGAGGUCCAAAAAAAACAUUCUUCAAGCAGACCUGCAGAAAUUCCAGAAUUAUCGGGCCAGUUUGGAGACCUUCAGAGCCUCCCUGGAAAGUAAAAAUAAGGCUUUGUGUGAUGAGCUUGCAGGGACAGGACUGCGUUUGGAGGCAGUGAAACAGGAAAAUGAGCGACUGCAGCACAUAGUUGAAAAUCAGAAACUUUCUCCAGCUGAUAUCGAGAGGAUAAAUCAUGAAAGGCGGGAGCUGCAGCAGACGAUUUCAAACCUGACCAAGAGUUUGGAGGAAGCUGAAGGUCAUAAAUGGAAGGAGGAAAUUAACCUUGCGAAAGCUAAGGAGUCUAUGGAAAGUGUGCUGGCCGAUUACCACAAUUUGGCCAGGAAGCUUAAACUGAUCCCGUCAUCAGCCGAGAAUGCUUGUGGACAAGACUUUGAAAUUAAAUUCACCCCCGAGUGCGCAUUCUCCCAGAUGAACAACUACAAAGCUCAGAUCGAAGUAAGUCUGUUUAUUAUGACAAUUGACUGAUGUUGGUUAUUGAGU
Molecule: messenger RNA, 549 nt
Organism: Polypterus senegalus (gray bichir)
Lineage: Eukaryota; Metazoa; Chordata; Cladistia; Polypteriformes; Polypteridae
Product: kinetochore protein NDC80 homolog
Exons: 3
Biological process (GO): attachment of mitotic spindle microtubules to kinetochore
Cellular component (GO): Ndc80 complex
Source: RefSeq, a predicted model, not a curated record